ACACGGGCUGGAGGUUGAAUUAGAGUUCAGGGCAAACACCUCGGGUCUGCAUGCGGUGGCUUCUAAGAACAAUGUACCACCGACCGUGCGAGUGGAGAAAUCAGAGCUAUUCGACAUCACCAUCCGAGUCACCAAUAUCACAGAAGACGACCUCAGUAAUGUGCGGGUGCGCUUUGUCCCGUAUCAG
Molecule: messenger RNA, 187 nt
Organism: Sphaeroforma arctica JP610
Lineage: Eukaryota; Ichthyosporea; Ichthyophonida
Exons: 1
Source: RefSeq, a predicted model, not a curated record